This is a messenger RNA of Venustampulla echinocandica, 6846 nucleotides long. Its product is annotated as NFX1-type zinc finger-containing protein 1. Gene Ontology annotation, molecular function: ATP binding; ATP hydrolysis activity; helicase activity. The transcript is spliced from 8 exons. Lineage: Eukaryota; Fungi; Ascomycota; Leotiomycetes; Helotiales; Pleuroascaceae. The record is from RefSeq and is a predicted model, not a curated record. Bases 1 to 6846 code for a protein of 2281 amino acids.
AUGGACGACCCUCGCAUCUCCCGACUCGCGAGAUUCUUCAACGAUGUCGUCGAUGGUCGAAGACAAUUGAUGUCGCACCGCGAUGGAAAGCUUUUCAUAGAAGCUUUGUGCAUGCAACUCGACUAUGCUACUUGCACCUACAGACUCAUAUCAAGUGCUCAAGGACUGUCCGCCAUUCAAUCCUCCAUGAGGUUUGACACUUCGGCCUCAUUUCUGAACGGGAGCGCCUUAGCAUUUCUUAAAUAUCUACAAGACCCAACUUUGGCGAUUAUCGAUUCUGGAUCCGUUCUGGCCCAAGUACUUGUCCAUGUGGUCGAACCGCCAUUCUUCUUAGAUGCCUUUACGAAAGCGUUUAAAAGCGAUGUCCUGACGCCAGAUGCUCGGCACGCUUAUGCAUGGCUGCUUCUCCAGUUGGUCAGCUUGCCCAGGAUGAAAACGUCGGCGUAUACUUCUCUUGCGGCAUCUCAAGAUAUUCUGACUGCCCUUCUGAAAGAUGCCGAUGGACGCACUCGUAUACUUGGCGAAAAGAUCAAGCACGCACUCCCGUUACAUCCGUCGGAGUCUCACAAUAAUGCGGUUGAAAAGCCAGGAGGGAGACAUAAUAAUGACCAUGUGGACCAUAGGAAGGUCUCCGUGAUGCCAACGGCCGAUGAGCUUUUGUCCACAGACCGGCCUUUUCUACGCACUGCCGACUUCUUGGAUGACCCAGAAUUGACCUCCUCACGCCGCACCAUCCACAUAGAUAACCAGUUUCGAUUGCUUCGGGAAGAUAUGCUUGGCGAACUACGAGAAGAGCUCAAGUUGUUAACGGGCAAGAAGACUGGCCGUCAUAGAGGCAUACUCUUGGAUAAUUUAUCGGUAGCUGGAAGCCUUGAUAUGGGCACUGAACGGAAGCGCCAACCUUGGUGUAUCGCCCUUCACGCAAAACUACCCCAUCUCAACAACAUGAGCCCCGAGAAAAGAAAAGAUUAUUUGAAGAGUAACAGCCAUAUCCUACGUCAUGGUACCAUUGCCUGUCUCUUGCUGGAUGGGGAACCUGCUGCGUUUCCUACCAUACAUAGGGAUGUGGAAAAGCUUGCGCAAAACCCUUCCACGAUUGUCCUACAGUUUCAAGAUGACCAAACACUUCCAUACGUCCUGUUAAAGAUGAAAACUGCGAAGAACAUCAGACUGGCUCAGCUGGAUGCUGCUAUUUUUGCAUUCGAACCAUUCCUGAAGCGCCUACAAGAUAUGAGGGAUAUACCAUUGGCAGAGGAACUACUUCACUGGGAAGAAGGUAAAACUCUCAAAGUCCCACACUUUCAGCCGACUGAAACGAUACAAAACCUCGAAAGUAGAAUUGGAGAAGAUCUCAGGGUUCUCUUAGGAACUAAACGAAGUGUAAAACUGAAUAAUUCACAAACGGAAUCUCUUGUUGCGAGCUUGGCUCAAAGAGUCAGCAUAGUCCAGGGUCCUCCAGGUACCGGGAAGUCGUUCGUUGGGGCGCUGGUUGCCAAAGUUCUUCAUGACUUUACAAAUCAAGUGAUCCUUGUAGUUUGCUUCACAAAUCAUGCCUUGGAUCAAUUCCUUGAGGAUUUAUUGGAUAUAGGGAUUCCAUCAGAUGAAAUGAUACGCCUUGGAGCGAAAAGCACGGCUCGCACGAAAUGCCUGACUAUUCGAGAACAGAAAGCUACUAAGAUUGACCCCAAGCACUGGGCUCAGAUUGACCAACUUAAAACGAAACUCGCUGAUCAUGAGAGCCGACUUCGAGAUACAUUUAGUCGCUACCAUGCCUCAAACUUUCAGAAACGGCAAAUCAUGGAUUAUCUUGAAUUUCUAUCCGAUGCGAUCCCAUUCUUUGACGCCGUUAUGUUGCCGGAAAAAGAUGGGAGUGGAAUGAUACGAGUUGGAAAGCGUGGCAAAGAAAUGUCACCAUUCUACUUGUUAGAUCGUUGGGUCGCUGGCGAGUUUACCGCUGGAUCGCUCCAGCAUCUACAACCAAAAGGAACUGCAGCCGUAUGGAAAAUGUCUCUGAGCGCGCGGCAAGCCGCUAUGGGCAAAUGGCAGGCAGCUAUUCUGGAAGAUCUUAUUCGUGAGAUCCAAGAGAGUGGUCGACAAUAUAGCGCUGAUCAGAUUGAACUUGAGCGACUGUUUUCUGAGAGGGAUACAAACAUCAUACAAAGCAAGAGAAUCAUUGCCUGCACAACGAAUGGUGCAGCGAAAUAUGCUGCAGCCAUCCAGUCUGCGUCCCCAGGGGUUGUUCUUGUGGAGGAGGCUGGCGAGAUACUUGAAGCGCAUAUCUUGACCGCUUUGGGCCCGAACACGGAACAGUUGAUUUUGAUAGGUGAUCAUAAGCAGCUUCGUCCCAAGUGCUCGUACGAGCUCAGCGUUGAGCAAGGGGAGGGAUUCGACUUAAAUCGGUCUCUCUUCGAGCGACUAGUUCUCAAAGGAUUUCCCCAUGUGACGCUCACAGAACAACAUCGCAUGAGACCGGAAAUUUCGGCCAUGAUUCGUCAUUUGACCUACCCAGGCCUCACAGAUGCUAAGUCGACUCUGAACCGAAGCGAUAUUCGUGGGUUUCAGGACAACAUUGUCUUUCUGAAUCAUUCUGAAAAAGAAACAGUACUCCAGAGUAGCAGAGAACUGAAUGACGGGAGAUCGUCAUCAAAGCAGAAUCCGUUCGAGGCACAAAUGAUCUUGAAAUGUGUUCGAUAUCUUGCUCAACAAGGAUAUGGCUCAGAUAAGCUGGUUGUCUUAACACCGUACCUUGGCCAGCUGAAACUACUGCGGGAGCAACUGUCGAAGGAAAACGAUCCAAUCCUCAAUGACAUGGACAGGUUUGAUCUUGUUCGUGCUGGCCUUCUGACAGACCUCAGUUCGAAAUCGACGGGACCAUCAUUGCGCAUAUCGACCAUUGAUAAUUACCAAGGAGAAGAGAGUGAUAUCGUUCUUGCUUCACUGACCCGUAGCAACGCCGCUCGAGAUAUUGGAUUCAUGUCCGCACCAGAACGAUUGAAUGUUUUGCUCUCACGAGCACGCAAUGGGCUAUUCAUCAUUGGAAAUGCAGAGACAUUUAUUAAUGCGCGCAGGGGGAAAGAAGUCUGGUGCAAAUUUUUCGAUCAUCUAAAGGAGAAUAACCACAUUUAUGAAGGGUUUCCUCUCAAAUGCGAGAAGCACCCCGAUCGCUUAAUUACGGUGCCUUCUCCAGACGGGUUUGAUACACACUGUCCUGAUGGAGGCUGCAAAGAGCCAUGUGCCGUUAUGUUGAAAUGCGGCGUGCAUAAGUGUACCAGCAGCUGCCAUCAGAUAUUUGAUCAUUCCAAAAUUCAAUGUAUGGCUAUUCUAAAGCAAAACUGCCCGAAUGGGCAUAGUCAAAGCUGGUAUUGCCAUGUGGGAGCUACUCCGUUGACCUGCUCGACCUGCGAGCGUGAAAAAAAAGCUGCACUGAGGAAGGCCCAAAAAGCGCUAAAAGAUAAGCAAAAGCGAGAUGAGCAAACUCAAAAACAUGCUGAAAAAAUGGCAAAACUACAGGAGGAAAUCGAUCAGAUUAUCCAGAACAGAAAAGAUGAUCGCCUGGAUUCCGAACAAGAGGCUGCUCUCGCGCAGAAAAAGGAAGACCUCGCCAAAGCAAAGGAACGUGCAAGCAAGAAAGAAUUCCAAACCCCGAACCAUAUUUCUAAAAGCCAAGACUCCAAUGGGCCAUCUCAAGGAUCUUCUGCGACAAUACGCACGCCUGCUGCCACUAAAGCCCCGGCCGCUGUCCAUUCAACGCUAAAGGACCAACUUAAAGAUUGCAUUGGUCAUAAUAAAUCUCCUUCGAAGACCGAAUGGCAACGGCAGAAGGAUCAAGAGAACGCGGUCAAUCCGGCUAUAGAUCAGAUCAUGGAAAUGACCGGGCUAGAGCAGGUUAAAUCCCAGGUGUUGCGCAUAAAGUCCAAGGUCGAAACAUCCAUCCGACAAGGCACCGACUUGAAGAAAGAGCGUCUAGGGUUGGUACUGCUUGGAAAUCCCGGCACAGGUAAAACCACUGUUGCUCGUCAUUAUGCAAAAGCUCUCUCUUCCCUUGAAGUUCUUCCAGGCGAUGGGUUUAUCGAAACAACCGGCUCCAAACUCGCCCAUGGCGGUAUUACUGAAGUCAAGGCUCACCUAGCCCAGCUGGAGAGCUCCGAAGGAGGGGUAUACUUUAUUGAUGAAGCCUACCAGCUUGCAGAAGGUCACUCUUAUGGCGGCAAAGCAGUAUUGGACUUUCUUCUUGGUGAGAUUGAGAACCUGACCGGAAAGGUUGUAUUCGUGUUUGCAGGCUAUCGUUCAAAUAUGGAGAAGUUCUUCGAGCACAAUCCAGGAUUUACCAGCCGGAUACCUUACACUUUCCACUUUGAGGACUACAGCGACGCCGAGCUCUUGAGCACAAGAUCUGUUCGUCGACUAGGUUGUGGGAGGGCCCGAGACGGGUUUGGCAAUGCUCGUGCCCUAGAGAAUCUAUUUGGUAGGGUCAGAGAGCGACAGGCGGAUAGACUGGCAAAAGAGCGAAGAGAGGGAUCUCUUCCUGAUGACCUCACAAUUACCAAGGAAGAUAUUAUUGGACCGGACCCCUCACACGCCGUUCUUCGUUGCCCGGCAUGGGAGAAGCUUCAGAAGCUCACUGGUUUGGAAUCAGUCAAAAAUUCAGUGAGCUCUAUGAUUGACCUAAUCAAGGCUAACUAUGAGAGAGAAAUCAAAGAGCUACCGCUUGUUCAGGUUUCCCUCAAUCGUGUGUUCCUGGGUUCUCCUGGCACUGGUAAAACCACCGUUGCUAAGCUGUAUGGCCAAAUUUUAGCAGACCUUGGCCUUCUAAGCAAUGGCGAAGUCGUGACGAAAAAUCCAGCAGACUUUAUUGGAAGCGCCAUUGGCCAGUCUGAAGCCAACACCAAGGCAAUACUAGCAAAUUCUGUUGGGAAAGUUCUAAUCAUCGACGAGGCUUACAUGCUAUAUUCCGGCUCCGAAACAGGCGGUGGCAGCGGCGGAGCGGACACAUAUAAGACAUCAGUCAUCGAUACAAUCGUCGCCGAGGUCCAAAAGGAGAUGACACGCUUCUUCCAAAACGUUAAUCCUGGACUUACUAGACGAUUUCAACUCUCGGAUGCAUUUCACUUCGAAGAUUUCAGUGACGCGGAGCUGCAAGAAAUCCUAGAGCUCAAGCUCAAGAUUCAAGGAUUAGGAGCAACCACCCCUGCUAUUACUGUUGCCAUAGAUGUUCUAGCCCGAGCUAGGAAUGGAUUAAAUUUUGGCAACGGUGGUGAUGUAGAGAAUUUAAUCUCUAAAGCGAAGAGCAAUUACCAGCAUCGCCAAUCCCGGUUGCCUGCCGAACAACGAUCGGUCGACUUUAUAUUUGAGCCACAGGAUUUCGAUUUAGACCACGAUAGAGCUUCGUCUGCUGAAACAAACCUUCAAGAGCUGUUCCAAGGGGUUGUUGGUUGUGAAGGUAUCAUUAAAACCCUCGACAAAUUUCUCAAGGUUGCCAAAGGAAUGCGCGCUCAGGGGCUUAACCCACGGGACCAAAUACCCAUGAACUUCAUAUUCAAGGGACCACCUGGGACUGGAAAGACGUCCACCGCUAGAAAAUUUGGCCAGGUCUAUUAUGAUCUUGGCCUUUUAUCUCAAGUUGAAGUAGUUGAGUGCUCCGCGUCCGAUCUUGUCGGGCAAUAUGUCGGGCAAACGGGACCCAAAACGAUUAAACAACUCGAAAAGGGUCUAGGAAAGGUUUUGUUUAUAGAUGAAGCGUACCGACUUGGCGAAGGGUUAUUCGCCCAAGAGGCAGUAAACGAACUUGUCGAUACCAUGACAAAGCCUAAGUUUGCUGGAAAGAUGGUGAUUAUUCUUGCUGGCUACGACGAUGACAUGAAUAGACUUCUGCAAGUCAAUGAGGGUCUGAGCAGCCGCUUUGCAGAUGAGAUUAUUUUCCCAUCCCUGGGUCCUCAGCACUGCCUUCAGCUCCUCGAAUCGAAGCUGAAGCAAAGAAAUAUCAUUAUACCUGCAUUGAAACACCCCGCCACCUAUCAAAAAUGUCUGGAUCUGAUUACAGAGCUUGCAAACUUGCCAGCAUGGGGCAAUGCAAGGGAUGUUCAAACAUUGGCAAAUAGCAUGGUUAGAGAAAUGUAUCAGGAAGCUCAUGAAAAGGUUGAACAACUCAUAUUAUCGGACAUUGUAGCAUUGGGUUGCAUUAGGACCAUGUUAUCAAGUCGGAAGGCAAGGCAAAGGCAGAGUACCCCACGCCGAUCUCAAUUGUCGAUUCCAACCGAAACCCCUGUCCAGAGUUUCUCCCGACAAGCAGCUCCACCUCCACCUACCACGCAAGCUACAGCUACAACCUCAAUGACGAUCACGGAUGCUGAACCAACACCGGUCCCACCAUUAGCAGUGGAGACUGAAGUCUCUCGAGACCCGGGCGUAUCCAACGCAGUCUGGGAACAGCUUCAAAGGGAUAAAAAGGCCGCCGAACGACUUGAUCAGAUAUUCAACCAAGCGCAGCUCAAGAACAGGGAAGCCUUGGAAGCUGCCCAAAAAGCAACCGAAGAAGCGGCCGCAGCGACUGCCGCUUUGAAAGAAGCCGAAGCAAAGACAAGAUUGGAAUCCCAGAAACUGUUACAAGAGCGUGAAAAGGCGCGAAUCAGAGAACUGGAGGCGAGGGCUGGGCAGCACAGGAUCCAAUGUGAGAUGAAGAAGAGGGAAUCAGAAGAGCGAGAGAGGAGGGAGAGGGAGGCGUUGGUCCAGAAGAAGUUGAGGGAUUUGGGGGUUUGUCCUGCAGGGUUUCGAUGGAUUAAGCGACCUGGUGGGUAUAGAUGUUCUGCUGGGUCCCAUUGGGUCGACAAUGCGCAGCUUGGUAUUUAA